Messenger RNA from Lindgomyces ingoldianus, 2140 nucleotides. RefSeq lists its product as uncharacterized. Lineage: Eukaryota; Fungi; Ascomycota; Dothideomycetes; Pleosporales; Lindgomycetaceae. The coding region runs from base 1 to 1800 and encodes 599 amino acids. The record is from RefSeq and is a predicted model, not a curated record. The transcript has 14 exons.
AUGCGGUUCUUGACUGGUCCUCAUAGCUACAGAAUAUGGUCUUUACGAAACAGAGCGGUAGUCAGUGUGCAACUUACUUCUGUAAGCACUCAGGGGCUAAUCAUCUCUAUGACGAGAGGGAAGGACGUUCAAGGGCCAAGAGCGGAGGCAAUGUAUAUCCGCGCCGGACCCACACGUGAAGAGGGAGCGAGGGCCCGAGCCUUAUUCAGCUCCUCUCCACAUGGUACUAAAGCUCCCUGGUACAACCCGGUGCCCAAUGCGUUACCCUGCGGGUUGUUCUACAUCUACCACGCUCAAGGCUUUCACGAUCCCAGCCCCCUUCCCGAAACAGCUCUCUGUUGGGGACACUAUAUCAGUGGUUUCGUAAUUAUAUUAAGACGGAUGUUGAACGGAUGUCUGCAUCACGGCCUCCUACUCUUUUGUUUCAAGAGGGUUGGGCAUUGCUUCGAGCGAGCGGGGAUUUGUGUGUCACCCCCAACAAGCCACUCUUUCUCCCUCCUUAGGGUGUUGGGCUCAGUGAAAGAGGGCCAUUGGCCAUUUCCGACCUCGGCGAAGGCUUUCUGGCUAGACCCACCACAUUCUGGAGCCACGCCAUCGACAUCUCUCUUCAGCCUCCCAGGCUCAUUGCCUGGCUUGGCCAUUGAGGGAAGUGAGCUCUAUCCAGUUUGCAAUCAAAUCGUUGACAAGGCUGAACAAAGAGGAGACGCAUUUCCCCAACUCCUUGGGUUCAUUUUAAUAUUUCACUUGCCAGCCACCGCUCGAGGCUCUUCUUGCAUGUUCCACGGCCCAAGCGCGAUCGAUUUCACUUUUCCUUCCACAUCAGACAGUCUAAGGUUGCAGCUCCUAAGCGAAUGUGUCGCUGCCUUCCAAUCAUCACAACCGGCACCUCUUAAUGGUCUGACUAGAGGCGGAAACUCACUAAGACCAUGGUCAGUAUGGUGUUUCGAGAUCAUUGCUCAGGUCCGCUCGUCUCCUGCGACUCCUGCCCAGUGGACCGAGCUAAGAAAUAUCCUUGUUGAGAUGCAAGCCUGUAGACUGCGGGCGAAGCUUUACGGCAGGAUGAGAGCUGGUGAAAGGGCACUGGCAACAACAUGGCCCGAGGACCGGCCGCUCAAUUUCCCAGCUUCAUUAACCUUGUCAGCAGUAGCAUCAAUUGUCCGAAAUUUCGCUCAGCACGGCGAUUCUUCUUCGGACCAGCGACCCUUGCAUAUGCUCUUCACGGCAAUCAAUCACUAUGCAACUUCAACACAAUUAGCUACCUUCAAAACAGACGCUUACACAACGUUUCGCCGCCUUCACGUUGCAAGAUUUGCAAGACUUCCGACGCGCUCCUUACUCUCCCCAAGCGCAGAACGAAGAUUCUUCAUCGCUGAUUGCAAAGCCCUCUUCAGAUAUACAACAUUCCGCGACGCGCCAACACCCCACGCUUACUACAUACCACCCGCGGGCUCCUUACUCGCCGAGCAAACACGUCUCCAACAGCCGCGCCCAAGUCGCAUCCCACGUGCUCUUCAAUCAUCAUCCUACACUCCGAUCCCAUUCCACACCUCCGCCCCGGCCUUUACAGAAGCUAUAUCUCGAAAUUCAUCAUACUUGCGAUGCAAUGGCACCGAGUCACGAUUGACACGAGCCAACUCCGCCAUGAAGACCCACACUGAUCGCUAUCAGGGAGACCUUGUUUGGACAGGGACGGCGGGACGCAAGCCCGCAAGAGAUUUUGGCAAAGAGGAUGUCAGAGAACCUUUGACGAUUAGGCAAGAUGCUGCGUUGUGUUUUGAGACGAUAGUCUCAGCUAGCUAACGCCCCCUCGUUUUUCAACGGCUGGCAAAUUUAGGUUUAGGGCCAACAAGGGUCUCAUUCCGUCAGGUAUUCUUAGGGUCGGAGGAGCGCUACAAGGGCAACACUGCAUCUUUAUGCACGGUCUGACUUGCGCUGCUAAUGGCAGGCAAAACUACAGGUCUGGGGUCGCAGUCAUUGGAGAAGGAAUGGAAGAGAGGCAAGCUUUGAGCACCCAAGAUUGGAUUUGCAGAAGGAUCUAUUUGGCGACGAAGAGCCGCGCGUCUAUGAACUUCGCCUCUGUUGGGAGUGCUUAGGAAACGACUGAGUGCAUGCUUUGCAGGUUGGACUAUUCAUCAAUGAC